This is a messenger RNA of Mangifera indica (mango), 1977 nucleotides long. Its product is annotated as WD repeat-containing protein 76-like. Gene Ontology annotation, cellular component: nucleus. Bases 121 to 1755 code for a protein of 544 amino acids. Gene Ontology annotation, molecular function: DNA binding; protein binding. Gene Ontology annotation, biological process: regulation of DNA damage checkpoint. NCBI's taxonomy places the organism in Eukaryota, Viridiplantae, Streptophyta, Magnoliopsida, Sapindales, Anacardiaceae. The record is from RefSeq and is a predicted model, not a curated record. The transcript is spliced from 5 exons.
UUUUCCCGCCCACUUGAGCCGACCAUACAAAAAAACCACCACCGCCAUUGAUGAACACAACAAAACUCUUCCUUUUUCAAAACCUAUCAGCAUUCUGAAUCUCUUUGAUUCUGCGUUCAAAUGGCGUCUGAACAACUAACUGAAUACGAGCGAAAACGACUCCAAAACAUUAAGCGAAACGACGAGGUUUUGGCUUCUCUUAAGAUACUCUCCAAGGCCUCCGAUCUCUCUGCUGCUGCAAAGCGCCAAAAAGUUGAAACUAAAUCAUAUAAACUCACUCCACAGAAGAAGGUCAAAUCAGAGACUCCAGUUGUGAUCAGGCAAUCUUUAAGAACUAGAGGGAUGCCUCCAGAUUUUAAGGGUUUAGCUUUAAGUGAUGAUUUUGUUGAUUCUGAUAAUAAAACUUCAAAGUCUGUUAGUUUCAAGGGGUCUUCUUCUCCUGAUAUGAGUGGUUCUAUUAGUUUUAAAAAUGCUUAUGCUGAGAGAAGUGAGUCUGAUUCUGAUAGAUCACUUAUUGAUGCCAUUUUAGGUGUUGCUAAGCAACACCAUGGUGGUUUAGUUGAAGAGAAGUCUGAUACUUGUUCGGAUAUUGAAAUAAAAUCCCAAGUGGCUGUUUUGGUUAAACAAGAAAGUGAUGAGAACUUGAGUGAAAAAUGUGAUUCACAUGAUUUAGUUAAAGAAUUUGACAGGUCUAAGACUUGUGAAGAUGAGGAUUAUUCUUCUGAUUUGAUUAACAGUGUAGUUAAGGCUGAGAAGACUGAACUUAGGAGUCAUGUUGAUUUGGGAUCAUUGAUUUUGAAGUCAAACAAUAUAGCACGACUUAUGCCUGGAAAGAUCCUGGUAACGAAAUUUUUCCCUUCUAAUGAUACGAGGAUGGUUAUGGCUGGGAACAGGUAUGGGAAUGUCGGAUUUUGGAAUUUAAAUGCUAUGCAAGAUGAAGAAGAUGGGAUAAAUUUGUACCACACGCAUACAGGACCUAUAUCAGGAAUUGUAGUUCAACAAUCUUGCUUGUCUAAGAUCUUUACUAGCUGCUAUGAUGGUUUCAUUCGAUUGAUGGAUGUUGAAAAGGAGGUAUUUGAUUUGGUUCAUUCUGGUGAGUACUCCAUAUAUUCUCUUUCACAGCAGCCAAAUGUCGCAAACACCCUAUAUUUCAGUGAAGGUCAAGGGGGACUGAAUAUUUGGGAUGUUAGAACUAAAAAAUCCACAACUGAAUCUCAUCUUCAUAAUGCAAGGAUCAACACCAUUGAUUUUAACUCACAAAACCUCAGCACCAUGGCUACCAGUUCCUCAGAUGGGACCGCUUGUCUUUGGGACUUGAGAAGUAUGAAUGCACAUAAACCCCAACCUUUGAAGAUAGCAAGUCACAAAAAGGCUGUGCAUGCUGCAUACUUCUCACCCUCUGGAAGCUCCCUUGUAACAACAAGUUAUGAUGAUACGGUUGGAAUAUGGAGUGGUGUCAACUUUGAGGACGCUUGCAUGAUAGAACAUUAUAAUCAGACAGGCAGAUGGAUAUCUACUUUCAGAGCGGUAUGGGGCUGGGAUGAUUCAUAUGUCUUCAUCGGCAACAUGAAAAGAGGAGUUGAUAUAAUAUCUCCAGCUGAAAGAAGAACAGUAAUGACCCUACAGAGCCCUCAUAUGUCUGCAAUUCCUUGCAGAUUUCAUACACACCCUUAUGAAGUUGGGAUGCUGGCAGGGGCCACAAGUGGAGGCCAGGUUUACGUGUGGACAACAGGCCAGGAAUAUGCAGAAGAGUAAUGUUAUUGUUGCUAAAUGACAUGCAACUGUUUUUGUUAAGCUAAUCGAGACGGCACUCGUGGCUUGUAGGAUUUACUUUUAGUUGUCAAAUUGAAUUCUACUUUCAGUUUUGAAACUGCUCUAUGAAGUAAAGUGUAAUACUAAUACUAAUUUUGGUAAACUUUCCUGUAAUCUGUAAAUUUUAAGAUUUGAUGGAAAUUCGCCCUUUUUUACUUUCUUCAA